UUAUCAUUAAUUAAAAUUACUCCCGGCUCGUACGUUGUUCCAACAUGAAGUUCGCAAUCGCUUUACUCGCCCUCGCUGUUGCUGUCCAGGGCCGCAGCACCGGCUUGGACGCUCCCAUUACCGCUGUCUCAACGGCGGAGAACCCAUGGGUAGUCCACCUCCGCAUUGCGACCACCUUCGGCGCUGGUCUGCUCAAUAGCUGCGUCGGUUCCCUCAUCAAUGAACGCUGGGUGCUCACCUCCGGCAGCUGCGUACAGAAUCUUCGCUUCGCUUGGAUCCGGUAUGGCGCCGCUAACGUGGUCAACCCCGAGCUGGUGACAGAGACCUCUUCCUCCCGUUUCAACAACAGGGUUGGUCUGAUCGCGAUCAACCGCGUCGUCGAGUUCACACCAACUAUUAGCUCCGUGGAGCUGGCGGCUGCCAGUGACGAGCUGCCGGAGACAGGCACGCUCUGCGGCUACGGCUCUCAGGAAGACGGCUCCCCCGGUGAAACUCUUAACUGCUACGAGUUCACGCUGUCAGGUGAACAGAACGACGUGUUCGAGGGCACCAGCGACGGACAGACCACUGAAUUUGAUAUCGGCGCUCCUUUGGUGAGCAACGGCAAGCAGAUUGGAGUCCUCGUCCGUCCUGCUGAGAACGGUUCCGCUGCAUUGUUCGCGAGCGUUGGCGCAUACAAAGUCUGGAUCGACUUCGAGACUGGAUCCCCUUUUUAAAAUAAAUGAAGUAUUUCAUUUAAAUAUUGUCUUGCAAAAUACUAUCAAUGCUAAUAAAUAUUCACUUUACAUGUGAUUUUAUUAAACUUUCAAAUUGUUAAA
Molecule: messenger RNA, 818 nt
Organism: Papilio polytes (common Mormon)
Lineage: Eukaryota; Metazoa; Arthropoda; Insecta; Lepidoptera; Papilionidae
Product: chymotrypsin BI-like
Exons: 8
Coding region: 45-716 (223 amino acids)
Biological process (GO): proteolysis
Molecular function (GO): serine-type endopeptidase activity
Source: RefSeq, a predicted model, not a curated record